Lytechinus pictus (painted urchin) is the source of this 6986-nucleotide messenger RNA. RefSeq names its product F-box/WD repeat-containing protein 7-like. Bases 186 to 2468 code for a protein of 760 amino acids. The transcript is spliced from 16 exons. The record is from RefSeq and is a predicted model, not a curated record. Lineage: Eukaryota; Metazoa; Echinodermata; Echinoidea; Temnopleuroida; Toxopneustidae. Gene Ontology annotation, molecular function: protein binding.
GUGGUUGACUUGACAACAAACUGCGGAUCCAUUCAUUAAUCAUUGUGGGUAACUAACUUUUUUAUACCUAUCAAAUAAUUGAAUAGAACAAGUUAUUAGGUGAUUAAUAUUCAGAUUGAGUUUCUUAUCAGAUCAAUAUUGGGCUUCCAAGCUGAAGAAACUUUGAUGAGAGGAGGUUGGACGCAAUGGAUGUCUUACCCCCCGUGUCUUCCAAUCCCCUGGCAAAUGACCCAACUCCAAACAUGCACAUAUCACUGCCAGGGGAUGCAGAAAAUAGAGAUGGUGCACAGAAUGACAGUUACCAGAAUGUGGUAGAGGAGGAGAGAGAGGAGAGGGGAGGCUCCGGAUUCCAGCUUGGAGACAUCCUGUUGUCUGGGAGGAGCCAGAGUGGACCAGGAGGAGAAGGGGAUGGAGUGGCGGUGCUGUCUGACUGGCAUGCAUUCCGAGGGAGGGGUAUUGAGAGUGAUAGUACCAUGGAGUUUAACAGACAAGUGGAUCAUUUCAAUAUCUGGCUGGACAAGUGGAACCACAACCAGCGGUGUCAGAUACUAGAAGGCAUUUUACAGCGCAGCAAUUACACCCAAUAUAACUUCUUAUGGACCACCCUACAACCAGCCCUUCACAGGGACUUCAUGUACACGGCCAGACAACAUUACCCUGAGUAUGACUUUGAGCCUAUUAGCAGUCAUACGAGCAGGGAGACCAGGGCUAAGAGAGCAGUCAGGAACUAUUAUCAUGCUCACAGUGCACAUUUACAAAGAAAAACCGAUGUGAAGAGAUUGAACACCCAGCACAUCCUUCCUGUUAUCAAGUCUGCGCCUUCGGAAGUUCCUAAGGAAGUUUCAUUUAAGUCUGGCUGGGACAGACUAAGACCAACCAACAGCAUGCCUCUAGUAAAGCUGCCCACGGUCACUCAUUCUAAAACCUUUGACCAUCCUCUUAGUAAAUCAGCACCAAAUUCCCCAAUGAGGGAUGAUCAACCAAUCAGGAGACAUAUGCAGGACCAUGACGGCCAUUCCAUUCCAAAGAAAAGGGUUACAAGAAACGAGCGGAAACGGAGGGGCUAUAAUCCUGUUGAUGACAAGAAUGUUCCGUUGUUGACCAAAGCAUUGACCGAUGUCCAGUUGACUUGGAAUAGGCCGACCAUGUCUGGUAAAGGGGUUGAUAGGUUACCUCCCAUUGUACCUGUCCCUGUGGAAUCCUGGCAACUCUUUCAUUGGUAUCAAGAAUGCUGGAAUGACGUCCAGAGGAAUGAGUUCCUUCACAAACUCUUGAAGAAGUUGGAUCAACGGCAGUUGUAUUUUUUAUCUACUCACUCUGCACUGAAACAAUCACGAGAUUUUGUCUCCCUGCUCCCCUUACCGCUGGCGCUAAGGAUCCUGGGAUACCUGACACCAAGAUGGCUGCUAGUGGCAGCCAAGGUCUGUAAGACAUGGAACCGUCGGGCUAGUCAUGAUCAAAUAUGGAAGGAGAAGUGUUCUAGGGUUGCAAUAGAAAUCCCACUGCCAGAGACACCAUUCCAGUGGAAGAAGAUCUACAGAGAUAAUGUGUUUCUAAGAUGGAACUGGGAUGAAGGCAAAACUAAAUCUGUAGAUGUCAGAGGUCAUUCUUCAAAAGUGCAUUGUGUGACGUUUGAUGGAGAGCAUCGUAUUGCCAGUGGGAGUGCGGAUAAGACCGUCAAGCUUUGGGAUAUUAGAACCGGUGCUUGCAUCCAAACACUCAAAGGACAUCAGAAGGGUGUGUGGUGUCUUAAUUUCUUCACUGAGCAUCUUCUCAUCAGUGCAUCCUACGAUGCAACCAUUAAGGUCUGGAACCUUAGGAAGGGGGUGUGUGCUCGCACCCUUCUAGGUCACGAAGGAGCGGUCUGGGCCAUGGCUUUGAAGAAGAAUUACCUAGCAACCGCAUCCCAGGAUAGAACGGUCAAAUUAUGGGAUCUUAGCACAUGUGUGUUGAAACACACCAUGAUGGGUCAUGGACAAGCAGUGUUCUGUGUUGAUAUGGAUGAAGAAUGUACCAUGGUGAUAUCAGGGUCAGCGGAUAAGAGUGUAAGAAUCUGGAGCGUUGAGACAGGCCGUCAUACGAGGGUGAUCCGUAUCAGCCAGACGACAUCCGUCAUGGCCCUCAGCUAUCAUGACGGAUACUUUGCCUGCUCAGUAGGAGAGGUUGUAUCUCUAUGGCGGCUGGAUACUGCCACAUGCAUUAAGACGUUUGAGGAACACGAGAAAAGAGUUGAGACUUUAAACCUUCGAAUCAGUAAGACCACCUACCCUGAUACACCUCAAGGUUUACUGGUCAGUGCUGGUCAAGAUGGGAUCGUCAAGUACUGGGAUCUAGAAAAGGAUAGUAGCUGGCAUUCAAUGAAGUCGAGGAAAGGCAGCCACAUCAGUAACAUCUUCUGUGAUAAGACCAAGAUCAUUGCAGCAUGCUCUGACUACAGGAUCAGAAUAUGGAACUUCCACUCCAGAUAGGUCCAAGGUCGUGAGUGUAGAGGCCCAGUCACACUGAACCUGGUCUGAGUCACUGGCCUGUAUUCUGAAGUGUAGUUUAACUUAGACCAUAGUCUAGCUCUGCGCUAAAAUUAUGGGAAGCCGAAAGUGGACAAAAUUGUUAAAAUUGUACACUUCUAAUAUUUAUUAUUCUGUUUCAGAGCUUCGAUGGUGAGUAAACCUAUUUAUCUAUCAUUCCAAAACUGUUAUGAUGAAGCGAGCUAUAAACGUGCAGUCAAAUUGAAUGUUUCAUGUUUGAGAUUUCUAACUCGAUUGGCUUUCCAUGGUUAAACCACCUUACUUUAGACCAGAGUUUUGAUUAAACAUGAGUUCAGAAUACGGGCUACUGUGUCCAAAACCAUAUCAAAUCACCUGAAGUGUGAUCCCCAUGUUUCUGUUUCAGUUACUGAGUUGGUUACCAAGACAUUUUGUAUUUGCUUUGUCUACCAGCAGAUUGUCUAAUUCCCAGAUCAUGUGUUAUACCAUCUUCAUGUAAGUCACUUGGUCUACUGUAAAUUUGGUAUGAUUACUGUUUGGUCCAAAUAUUAAUUUGACAGGUGUAAUAUUUACUUCACCUAACAGUCACAUACUAUGAUGCCUAGAUGGUAUAAUUUCCACUCCAUCUACUUAUUAUUUUGCAAUUCGUCAUAUGAAUAUUUGGUUUCAUAAACAGUUUAAUUAAUCAUAUAGAUGAAGUGGUGUUAGACCGAGUGGAUAUUAGACUGAAUAAGUAUUAGCCUAACUGGAAAUUAGACAAAAUGGUAUUAAAGCAGACGAACUAGUUGUAGAUGAACUAGUAUUAGACCAUGUGGGAUGAGACCAAAUGGAGAGUAGACAAACUGGGAUUAGACUAGGUAGUACUAAGAAUUUGCCAACAACUGAAGACGGGCAUUUUUUAGGUUGAACAGUCUGGAAUAGUUAUAUCCAUGAUUUUCAUGCACUUUCCGGGACAGGCUCGUGCAUUGAUCCAGAAUGAGUUCGGUGUGCAAGCUAAGGUCUUUAAAGGUAAUUUCUAUUAUAUGCAUCCGUCCACAAACUAAAUGUUUGAUAUCGUCAAUGUAUGUGGUUUAAAUGUAAAAAAAAGAGACAGUGCAAUGUAUUGCAAAUUAUUGUAUGAUUUUAAAUUUAUAUAUUUUCAUAGAUUAAGAGAGCAGUGGUUUGAUGUUUUUCAAUAUAAAUUAUUUGUAUAGUAUCAUGUUUACAAAAAAUUGAUACUUUGUAGAAUUGACUUCCAUAAUAGCAUAGGCUUCUACCUAAAUAAUGCAGUCUUUACUUCCAUAUUGUUAGCAUAUUCUUACUAAAUUAUAGAUACAGCUUCCAUCAUGGUAUAUUUUCUAAUCUAAUUUUAUUGAUGACUUUUAAUAUUACAUGUAUUGUUGGUAUAUCCUUCUCUUCCAUUCUAUAAAGAACAUGAUAUUGUCUAGAUCUUUAUGCAAGUUUUUCAGUAAUCGUCAUGAGGUACCUUAACAAAAGUCAGAGCCGUGUCUUUUGAGCGUAAAUCCUGCAAGCAGCCUUUCAUGACCAAUUCUUACACUUCAUUAUGUAGACCAAACAAUGGGGGAAUGUGGGAAAGUCGCCACGAAGAGAUGCAUGGUGCCAGUAUAGUGGGAUUCUUGUUAAAAGACGCGGCACAGACAAGGUGAAAUUUAGUGAUGGUUCCAGUUUUCGCUUUUGUGUAUUGAACAUCUUGAAAGUUUUCAUUUUUGUAUGCAGGUAACUCUGCCUAGGUCAAACCUUUUGGGAAUACAGAAAUCUAUUCGACUUAGAAGGGGUAUAUCACACAAGCAACAGAGACCUGACUAUUACUGCAAAAUUUUGCUGUAAUAGUCAGGUCCCUGUUGCAUAAAAGUUAUUAUUAUAGUAACUUUACCACCAGCUUUACCAUGCAAUGGUAAUUACCAUGUUAACAGUGCUCAUCAGCCAAUCAGAAUCAAUGGUUUCAGGGAAGAUACCAUUCUGUGGCAAAGUUACCAUAAUAGUCACUUUUAUGCAACGAGGCCCUGGUCUCAAAAAUUGCAUCGACUUGGGCGAAUAUUCGAUUUGUGGAGGUUGACUUAUAAAUGCAAACAUACAUGUACCUCUAUUGCCAGCAUUGCAUUUGCAAACACAACUGGAAUCCUAAAAAUAGAAGGUGUGCACAUGUUGAAUUUGUCAAGAAUCACACAAAUAUCUGUAUGCCAAAAUGUUAGCAUGUAGAGUGUGUCUCUAAAGACCCCAGUAUUGCUGCAAUAUUGCUUUGUAACUAUUGUUGAAAUUGCUAUUUAUUGUAAUUGUGAUAAUCUAUAUCAUACAUUAAUAUAUAUUUGUGUAUAUUAGUUUUAUUUGGCGUCAAAUACAUAUAUAAAGCUUGUCAUUUAUUGAAUGCAAAUGUGAUAGACAAACAAAUUUUCUUCCAGAUAUAUCCAGCUUUAAAUAUUAUCAAAUGAUCAUUUUCACUUUUUACAUAAAUAUAGGAACAACCAUGUGUUCUGUAGUGUGUGGAUAGGUUUGCAUUUAGUUUUCCAGUGUUUAUAUUACAACAUAUGAACCAAAUAUAUUUAUAGACCUUGUUUAGUACAUGUUUAUCUAGAGUAAUAUGAGUAAUCCAUUCCAGAAUGUAUAUUGUGAAGAAUAGCUAAUGAAAUAUUGAAUUAUGCAGUGCCGUAUUCAAUAUGUCAUUUUUGCAUUUAGUCAAGUGAUAUAAACUUCACUUUACUGACAGAGACGAGUGAUAAGAUAUUCACAUCGACCUAUUUUUUUUUUUUUUUUGAGGAAUAUUUUUUAAACUGAUUUCUAAGUAAAACUUGACUUGAAGAACCAUUUAAAUGUGGAAAGCCAGUAAUCUUCUUUUAAAACAUCUACAUGUCGAUGGUUGUAGAAACAUAUUCUAUCUGUUAAAACCUGUUGGUACUGUAAAGGAUAUAUCUUGCCAUGUUUAACAUCAUUCACUUAAAAUGCAGUAAAUUUUUCUUUUAUAUGUAUAAAAGCAAAAACUAUUGUCUUGCCAUACUUGGCACUGUAUUCUCUAGUUGUCUGAAAAUUAAUUUGUACAACUUUACAAACUGCCUUUGAAACACACAGGCAAAUGUAGAUUAAAGAUUUCCAAAGGCACAUGUUUGCUAUAAACAAUGUGAAAAGAGUAAAGGUGUUGGAGGGGUAUUAGGUAGAAGUACAACUUGAUAAUCAUGAUUAAAACAUUUCCAUGAUCAUCAGAAAGAAAGUAAAUUAUAGGGUUUUUGUCUCACCUGCAUAGCAGAGUGAGACUAUAGGCGCCGCUUUUCCGACGGCGACGGCGGCGUCAACACCAAAUCUUAACCUGAGGUUAAGUUUUUGAAAUGACAGCAUAACUUAGAAAGUAUAUGGACCUAGUUCAUGAAACUUGGCCAUAAGGUUAAUCAAGUAUUACUGAACAUCCUGCCUGAGUUUCAUGUCACAUGACCAAGGUCAAAGGUCAUUUAGGGUCAAUGAACUUAGACCAUGUUGGGGGAAUCAACAUCAAAAUCUUAACCUAAGGUUAAGUUUUUGAAAUGUCAUCAUAACUUAGAAAAUAUAUGGACCUAGUUCAUGAAACUUAUACAUAAGGUUAAUCAAGUAUCACUGAACAUCCUGCAUGAGUUUCACGUCACAUGACCAAGGUCAAAGGUCAUUUAGGGUCAAUGAACUUUGGCCGAAUUGGGGGUAUCUGUUGAAUUACCAUCAUAACUUUGAAAGUUUAUGGAUCUGAUUCAUGAAACUUGGACAUAAUAGUAAUCAAGUAUUACUGAACAUCCUGUGCAAGUUUCAGGUCACAUGAUCAAGGUCAAAGGUCAUUUAGGGUCAAUGAACUUUGGCCAAAUUGGGGUAUUUGUUGAAUUACAGCCAUAAAUUUGAAAGUGUGUUGGUCUAGUUCAUAAAACUUGGACAUAAGAGUAAUCAAGUAUCACUGAACAUCCUGUGCGAGUUUCAGGUCACAUGAUCAAGGUCAAAGGUCAUGUAAGGUCAAAGAACUUUGGCCACGUUGGGGGUAUUUGUUGAAUUGCCAUCAUACAUGUAUCUCUAUAAGUGUAUUGGUCUAGUUCAUAAAACGUGGAAAUAAGAGUAACCAAGUAUCACUGAACAUCUUGUGCGAGUUAUAGUAGUUUUCAAAAUCAGCACUGCUGCUAUAUUGAAUCGUGUGAUGCAGGUGAGACGGCCAGAGGCAUUCCACUUGUUAUAAUUUUACUCCUCUUAAAUAUGUUUGUGUGAUUUUUUAAAGUAAUAUACAUGGUAUGAUAUCAAGAUUACCUCUGUGAAGGCCAUGUCACAUAUUGUGUAAUGAUUUCUGAGAAGUAAUGCAUUUUCCUGAUAUCCAAUGUGAUAUUAUCAAUAUUGUUAGACUGACGGUAUGAUUUGCUUGCAGGUAACAGGCCUUCCAAUUUACAAAGAAUUAUAUUUGUAUAUAUCAUCAUGUAUCCCUGUAAAUAUUGUCAAUUUGAAAAUAUUAUUGUAUAUACAUGUAUAUCACAUGGACGUAUUGAGAAAAUAAAUGUGAACUGCAACAUA